Molecule: messenger RNA, 1577 nt
Organism: Chanos chanos (milkfish)
Lineage: Eukaryota; Metazoa; Chordata; Actinopteri; Gonorynchiformes; Chanidae
Product: nicotinamide N-methyltransferase-like
Exons: 3
Coding region: 80-871 (263 amino acids)
Cellular component (GO): cytosol
Molecular function (GO): N-methyltransferase activity
Source: RefSeq, a predicted model, not a curated record
UCUGUUUCGGUUCACUUCUAUCUAAACUAUUUGUGAACACACACAAAAAUACACAAGCUUUACAGUAGUUGUAUAGGUAAUGAUGGAAUCCCAAAAAUUCACUGAGGGGGAAUUUUAUCAGGAACGUUUUGAUCCUGGAGCAUACAAUGACAUGUUAUACUCUGGUCUACAGGGUCAUUCAGACGAGCAAAAUUUCAUUACUUUCAUUUUACAACGUCUGAGCAAGACUUUUUCUGGUGGGAAGUACAGAGGUCGAACACUGAUUGAUGUUGGAAGCGGACCUACUAUUCACAGCGUGAUUAGUGCUUCAAAGUAUUUUGAUGAGUUCGUGCUGUCCGAUUACACUGACAGAAAUCGCAAGGAAAUUGAGAAAUGGCUAAAAGCCGAGGAGGGAUGUUUUAACUGGAAACCAGUCAUCCAGUAUGUGUGUGAGCUGGAAGGAAGAAGCCCGUCAGAAGUGGAAAGUGAACUGAGGCAGCGAGUGAAGCGUGUGUUGAAAUGUGACGUUCGUCUAGAGAAUCCUUUCCAUCCCCUGAACCUAGAGCCCGCAGACUGUGUGAUCACGUCUCUGUGCCUUGAAGGGGCAUGUAAAGAUACUGAGACCUACAGCCGCGCUCUGCGUAGCCUGCGUGCGCUCCUGCGACCCGACGGAGCGUUGGUGAUGGUUGGUGUGCUUGGAGAAACCUUCUACACGGUGGCGGGACAGAAAUUCUCCUGUCUUUCUUUGACCCAGAGCAAUAUCGAGGAUUUGCUGAAAAAUCUGGGCUUCACGGUCCAAGAGUUUAAUGUUUUCCAACCACAAGAUAAGGACAUCACGCUCUCAGACUCAGAAGGUGUUUUUCAUCUUAUCGCUUUGAAAUCUGUUAACUAGGCCUAUACGCCUCUCUGUAUUCCAUUUACCGAUUUGUGUUUGUAUAUAACAGAGCAUCUGUGCAAGCUUUAUGCUUCAGCUGACCAUACUAUGUAUAAACAAAAUAUUUAAAAAAUCUUUGAUACAUUUCAAAGCAAUUAAAAACAAAUGGUAACCUACACAUUUAUAUGUAAUUCAGUGUUUGCUAUUCAUUUGUCAGUGUAUAACACUGAGACACAUUCAAUUUUUUGGGUAGCAUCCACAAAUGAAAACGGUGAAAGAUGUUUUCACACCGAUUGGUAAUGCAAAAAACUGCGGUGACUUGAAUCAAAUCCACUUGCUCCUACACAGCUGCUCUGUUGGUUCUUCCUUCCUUCCUUCCUUAGAAUCAGUAUUCUCACGUAACAAAGCGUUUCUAUCAUGCGUCUUCUAGUUAAAUACAAGGUUUCAGUUAAAAAUGAAAAGAAAAGAGCUCCAACUUACAGCUUGGACAGGUCAUCGUAAUGCCUCUUGAUGCCUUUUAGUAGUGACUGUACAGUGGGCAGGACUGCUGAUGAUCUGUAUUAUUGGAUGGGGAGAAUGAUAUUUUCACAACAAUUGGUAAUGCAGCAAACUGACUUAGGUCAUAUCCACUUGCUCCUACAUAGCUCUCUGUUGGCUCUUCCUUGUCUUUUUAACACAAUCCAUCUUAAACAGUAAUGACCCUCAUUGCUGAGAUUCUACUCUC